UUUAUUUUGAAGUGACCCGGGAGAGCAGGGGAAGCUUCCGGUAAAGUAAACGUUCUAGGUGUUGGAGUUUACAAGCGGACGAGUGUCCAGCAGUUCUGGGCGGAGAGGACGAAUUUCGUUAAAGAGAAACUACUGCCUAUACUUCUGGGUUUUACUUGCGGAAUAUGCGACUCGUCGGCGGUAAAAGGUCGAAUCUCUGCGUACUUUACAACACUUUUUUAUCUUUAGCGGGAACGUUGGACGUUAUGGUCACAGCAACAAGGGACGACACCGCUUUGUGUUUAGCAUGAGCCACUGCGGGGACAAACGCCCGGAAGACAACAACAACAACUACUGCUACCGCUUUUAUUUCGCGAACUGUUACGACAACGCGAACGAGUUCCCGACGAGGAGAAGAUGGGAGGAAGAGUGGAAAUCUGCGGUCUGCUGCUCCUACUUCUGCUGAGCGGGGGAUGUCUAUGUGGAGACUCUAAACAAACAGAGGAGCUCUCCUCCUAUCAGCUCACUGUUCCCCGGGCAGUGGGAGGCAGGCCAGGACGGGCUGCGGACGGAAGACGGCCCAGUCAGGUGUCGUACGUCAUCACCGUGGACAGAAGCGAUCGCACGGUUCAUCUGGAGAGAAAUGAACUGCUGCUCCCUGCCGACUUCACCGUGUUCUCCUACAGUCGGAACGGAACGCUAAUCACAACCAGACCGCCUGUACAGAACCACUGUCAGUACAGAGGCGUCGUUCAGGGUGAGGAGGGAUCAUCGGUCGCCAUGGAUAUCUGCAGUGGCCUCAGAGGAGUGCUCCAUCUGUCCGACGACAGCUACGGCAUCGAACCCCUGGACUCCGACCCGGAGCGACACCUGGUGUACCGCCUGCGGGACGUGAAGUCACAGCCCAGAGGGUGCGGCACGCCGCAUGACAACCGCACUGCCGCGGAGCGCGGAGCGGAGGAGAUCCACCACGGUCAGCACAGGAGGAUGAAGCGAGCCAUUCUCCAUCAGGCCCACUAUGUGGAGCUGUUGCUGGUGGUUGACAACAACAAGUUUAAUGCCAUGAAAAGAAACGAAACUGCAGUGAGAGAGGAGAUGGUUCAACUGGCCAACCUGGUGGACAGUAUCUACGUGCAGCUCAACAUCCGGGUGGUGCUGGUUGGCCUGGAGAUCUGGUCUCAGCAGAACCCCAUCAGCAUCGAGGGCGGAGCCGGAGACGUUCUGACCAGAUUCACGCAGUGGCGAGAGAAGGAGCUGGUCCCUCGACGGCGUCACGACUCGGCACAACUGAUCCUGAGACAGGGGUUUGGAGGGACGGCAGGGAUGGCCUUCGUCUCCACCAUCUGCUCCAGGAGUCACGGCGGAGGAAUCAACGCGUUUACGAACAACAACCUCCCCUCGUUUGCCUCCAUUUUGGCCCACGAAUUGGGCCACAACCUCGGUAUGAACCACGACGACGGGCGCUCCUGCAGCUGUCCGGUGAACGCCUGCAUCAUGAACUCUGGAGCCACAGGCUCCAAAAACUUCAGCAGCUGCAGCGCCGACGACUUCGAGAAGAUGAUCAUAAUGACGGGAGGAUCCUGUCUCCUCAACGUCCCGCAUCCUGACGAGGCCUACAGCGCCCCCUACUGUGGAAAUGGGCUGGUGGACGUAGGAGAGGAGUGUGACUGUGGAUCACAGAAGGAGUGUGAGAAAGACCCUUGCUGUGAGUACCAGACCUGCAGACUGACGUCUGGAUCUCAGUGUGCUUUUGGAGAAUGUUGUCACAAAUGUCAGUUCCUUCCUGGUGGAACCGUGUGUCGCUCUGCACCGGACGAGUGUGAUCUGCCGGAGUACUGCAACGGAUCGUCCCCCCUCUGCCAGAGUGACGUCUUUGUCCAGAACGGCGCCCCCUGCAGUAACCAGCGGGCCUACUGCUACAAUGGGAAGUGUCAACACUACGACGGACAGUGUCAGGCCAUCUUUGGACCCAAGGCGAAGGCUGCUCCUGACAUCUGUUUCAAAGACGUCAACAGCAAAGGCGAUCGCUUCGGGAACUGUGGUCCUCAGAACUACGGCUUCAAGAAGUGCGAGAGCAGACAUGCUCUGUGCGGAAAGCUGCAGUGCUCCAACGUUCAGACACCCGGCGACGACGUCAAGACCAUCUUCGGCAUCAAGCCGUCGUACAUCAUCACCGCCCCAGCCGGGGCCAAGUGUUACGGCGUGGACUUCCAGCUGGGAUCAGAUGUCCCCGAUCCAGGCAUGGUGAAUGAGGGAACCAAGUGUGGGGACAACAAGGUGUGUUUGAACUUUGAGUGCCGCAGCGCCGACGUCCUCAACUUCGACUGUGACGUGGACAACAAAUGUCAUGGACAAGGGGUGUGCAACAGCAACAAGAACUGUCACUGUAACUACGGCUGGGCUCCGCCCUUCUGUGAGCUCAGUGGAUAUGGAGGCAGCGUGGACAGUGGACCCACCUGGAAUGAUAAGGACACGUCCCUCAGAGACGGUCUCCUGGUCUUCUUCUUCGUCGUUCUCCCGCUGCUAGCUCUGGGCGUGUUUGUUUUCCUGCGCCGAAAUGAGCUGAUGAGGAGAUUCGGACUGAGUCGCAGGAAGAGGUCGCAGGGAUUCCAAGCUGAUGGAGUAUCUUCAGCCAACUCCAACACCAGGGGGCCCCCUCCUCGGUCACAGCCUCCGCCUGUUCCCCGACCUGGCAACAUCGUCAGAGAUGGGCACAACGCUCAGCUGCUGCCGCCACACCAGGUGGUGGAGACCAGCAGGACCGCUCCAACCUACGCACUCAGGCCGCCCCCGCCCCCUAUAAAAGCAAAACCAUCGCCUGCAGCUCAGCCUCUGAUGCCACAAAGAUCGGCCCCCGCCCCACCUGUUUAACCACCUGUUUAAUCUUCGAUGGUCCAGCGUGUUCUUCGACUUCUUUAAAGCUAGUUGAUUUGGAAAAAAAAACAAAAACAAAACAAUUCUGCAGUAGUGAUGGCAGCUGGCCGGUCUCAGAGUUGGACCCAGAACUGGACUAGGAUCUGGGCCGCGGCCCGGACCAGGACCAGGACCUGGAACAAACAGGAAGCAACAACUUCUUCUUCUUUUUCUGUCUGCUUCUGUCCAUUUUUUCGAGAAACUCAAAAUCCACGACGCAUCACCUGUCACCAAACCGUCGUUGGUAACGUUAAAAAAAAUCUGACACUUUCUAUAACUUGGAUCACGUGAGCUCUCAGCUGACCCCUACUGGUUCAGUCUGGUAUUAGCGUGAUAUUAUUAUCACUAAAUGCCGUCUUUUUUUCUUUUUCUUAUUUUCUUGAUUUUUUUUUUUUUAAAAAGCACUGAUGCCAUCAGAUUGCAGCCCCGCCCCUCUGCUCUGCACUGUCAUAGGAAUGUAACACCCCUACUCCCCUACCCUCAACCCCCACUACCCCCGGUGCUUUUCUCCAGAAUUGUAAAAAAACAACAGUGUAUGCAACAUGAUCUAGAGCUCUGGGUUCCAGCGUUUUUUGUAGACCUGGACCUGGACCUUGACCCGGACACAGACCUGGACUGCGACUCGGACCCGGAAACGGGCCUGGACCUGGACCUUCACUGUGAUGUGGAUGCGAUGGUAUGUCAGCGUCACCAGGAGUGUUUCCAGGACGUCUCCUGUGGAAAGGGUUCAAUUUGACGUGAUGAGUUUGGACACUGGACUCUUCAGCGACCAGGACAGACAUGUUUGUGCGAUGAACUUCUAUCUACUAUCGUUAUCAUGAAUAAUAACAAUAAUGGUAUUUUUGAGCGGUGGUUGUAUCAGGUACUGACUCUGUCGUGCCUGCUUCACUGUAAAGGAUCGUUCUACUGCGGGAACACAGACGGUUCUCACUAAAGUCGUAUACGAAUUACGUAAAAAAUAAAAUAAAAUCAGGAUGCAUUACAGGAGUUCCUGAUCCAGGUGGCGACCUUUGUCAGUACGUCUGUAGAUUUUUAAUACCAAAAAGUAAAAAAAAAAAAACUCCCAUGAAUCCUUACGUGAGAAAACGUUCUUACGACUUCAUUAACGUCAUCGAAUGUUCGCGCGUAAACGAUUCGGCGUUGUCACCCACAGCUGCUCUUAUCACAAUAACGACAGUACUAGUUGAAUUCCUAUUUAAGGUAUUUUCAGGACAAUAAGUCGCUCACUAGUGCCCCCUAGUGGUUGUCAGUGUGAAAAUAACAAUAUAUUUUGAAUAUAUAAGUCACAAACCUAGCCAAAGGAUAAAAAAAACAUGACUUUUCAGUUAUAGCACUGCACUUCCCUGCCUCCAGGUGGUGCCACACCAUGCCACGCGCAAUGCUACCAGCCAAUCAAAUCAAACAUGUGGCCUCAGUCCGGGUUUCUGUUUAAAAUUUAAAAGUCGAUUUAGCAACUUUAUGGUUGCUGUUCUACGAACAGUUCCGGAACCGUACAGUGGACUAUGACUACAGCUGGUACAUCAACUGGUGUGGGGUGCCACUCUCACCCACCUCACCCUCGACUCCCACCUCUAUUUUUCCUAGAGGGAGCCCAAGUGCCCCCGGUGGUACGUGUAGCUUAGUUUGAGAACCACUGUCCGUCUCCAGGGUGACUGCAUAAUGUGAGGUUUCCAAGAAUCGGACUUGAACCCCGUUACUUGAAUUUACAAUCAAUACUGUGGUUUAGUUGUUCUGGAAAAUUCAAUUUUUUAUUUUUUUUGUGCACAUAUAUUAAUUGCAUUCAAUCAGAUCUGAGGUCAUUUUUAAAAGCGAUUUCAAUAUGUUAUUUUUUACGCCUUGAAACGAUGUUACGUUUGUGUCGACGUAUCUGUCGGGAAGUAAAAACAAACAAAACAAACCAUCGUUUACAUAAUUCGUCAAAUGUCCAAUCAUUUCACUUCUCUUCAUUAAAGAGAGAAAAAAAAACCCAACUGUCACCGAAUGUAUUAUUUAUAUAUAUAUACAAAUAAAAUUUUAUUAGUUUGUGA
Cynoglossus semilaevis (tongue sole) is the source of this 4919-nucleotide messenger RNA. RefSeq names its product ADAM metallopeptidase domain 9a (gene adam9a). Gene Ontology annotation, cellular component: plasma membrane. Gene Ontology annotation, molecular function: metalloendopeptidase activity. NCBI's taxonomy places the organism in Eukaryota, Metazoa, Chordata, Actinopteri, Pleuronectiformes, Cynoglossidae. Gene Ontology annotation, biological process: proteolysis. The coding region runs from base 397 to 2850 and encodes 817 amino acids. The transcript has 24 exons. The record is from RefSeq and is a predicted model, not a curated record.